AUGGACGAAAACGUUGAUUGGGAAUUGGAACUUGUGAAAGACAUCAGUAGGAAAAUAUAUGAAGAACAACAGAAGAAAGAUGACCUUAUCAAGUUUGAACCUGUUACUUAUCUUAGUGAAGAACAAAAGAAGAAAGUGGAGGAGAUUAAAAAUUUAAUGAAACAGCAGCCAUCAAGUUCAAAUCAAGCGUCUGAUCGAAGCAACAACGCCUUUCCCCCCGCUCAAUUUCAACAUAAUACUUGUCAUCCUGUUCAAAAACAUAAUUCUUUGAGUAAUUUAUCAAGUUACACGGGCCAGAAACCAAUGCAGCUGCAAAAACAGAAUAGCUUCACGUCUGAGAGCUGUCCACCACCACCGUUAUUUCCUCGACUCAGUUCUUUACCAUCAAUCAAGCUGCCGCCUCCCCCAUUACCUCCAAGAUCUAAACCACGCUCCGGGACUAUCACUAUUCCUCAAUCAGAGAAUAAUGGCUCUGACUUAAUAGGAUUCUCUGAAUCAGUUCCAACCCGUUGUGAUCUAUCGCUAUCUACCAUCAUACCAAGGAGAGAUGAACACAGGAGCAAUACUCCAACCAGUUAUUCGGAGCUAGUGCCAAUGAAGCUGUAUCAGCCAAUACCUGGACCAGCACCAUUCAACUCAGACUUGUAUGUUCCGUUUUCAACAAUAUCUGAAGAAUACAAUCGGGAGUUGGAGGAAAAGCCUGUUCCGGAGCCAGUGCAAGAAUCUGAAAAGAUAGUGAUGAGUCCUGACUUCAAUCCAUAUUUCAAUUUCAAUAUGGAGGUCAUAGAAUCAACUCCGUUCGAAGAGGUUAUGCGAACAUUCAACAAGCGAUCGAGCAUCAGCGAAAAGCUUUUUCGACCUACUGAUGGUUUGACUGAUGAACAAGCAUACAUCAGCGGUUGGUCUUUUGAACCCGAUUCAAACAGUGUUUAUGGAAUUGCAUCAGCAACAACUAAUUAUCCUUUGACGAAAAUCGGACGAAACGUCCAUAUAAGACCUCGUGAAAAAUAUUUAUUCCUUGAUACAAUAAGAAUUGAUGAAGAAAUAGAUGACGAAGUACUUGCUAAUGGAGCUGUUUAUCUGAAAACUCCCGUUGGAAAGCUAUCAACACGUCAUCCUCUGGAAACCUUAUUCUAUGAUCUAGUCGAGUGCUUGGAAACAAGAGCCGGUGAUCAUUCUGUAGUACCUCGAAGUGCCGUAAGCGAGCAUUCUAUUCGUGCAUGCGUUGAGAACCUUUGUAAGUACCUGCACUUCUACGAGCCAACAGAAACCCUUCUAGACACGUUACUUAAUUCAAAAACAGAAAAAGAGUGUCAAGCAUUGGCUUUUCAAUAUUUAGCUUUAUUAAUGAUUAAAUUUCAAAUAUUCUGCGAUUCAUCUCUGUGCAACUUCGCACCUUGUCUUGACCAAUACUUUAUAAGAAGUAGAUCUCAUCAACCCGAAUCGACCUUGUCUAUGCGGGACAGGCUACGAGUUAUGAUUAAUUCCGUUCAUAACCUACCUAAUCGCUUCCAUAAUAAUUAUUCAACUUUCUCAGUCGAAGUUCAGUUAUACUUUGGAACUCGUUUAAUCGAACGGAAACAAGGCACAUCCUACAAAACAUUAGACAGAAAUGGCUGUUUCCCACAUAUUGUAUUUGAAAACUCCAUUGAUUUCAAUUUAUCCAUGGAUCGCACCCCUCAAGAGAUAAAAUAUGUGUUCCUUCUUAUUGGAUAUCCUAUAAGCCAAGCAGCUUCUAGUUCUUGUUGUUGUUUAGGAUACGCAACUAUACCUCUAUUCAAACACAAUUCUUUUAUGAGAGAAGGACAGUGGUUCGUCGAACUGACUGAUGUUCGAGAUAAGCAGAUGAGGCCAUGGGGUCCUUACUCAUACGUUUGCUCCCCUUCUGCUCCAAUUCUUGCCGUAACUUUCCCUUUUUAUGAAAAGCCUGUGAUGUUUCCUGAAGUUCAUCGAGGAACUUUCGAACCUCGUGAAUUCUCGUCUCUUCCAUCUAACGAACAACACGAGCUGUUAGAUCUUAUUGAGAAAUGUAAUAUAGUUCAGUUAAUGGAAAGUGGUCAACGGCGUUAUGAUUUCAGUGAAGAAGCUAGCUACAGAGAGACUCUUUGGGCUAAGAGAAUGUUUCUCACUCAUUUACCUGAAGCCUUACCUCUAGUAUUAGCUUGUGUGCCUGAGUGGAGUUAUGGUUUUCUUCAUCAUGUGCAAGACAUGAUAGAUGUAUGGACCGAGUUAAACUACAUUCAAGCUUUCCAAUUGCUUCUGCCAUAUUUCCCCAAUGCUUAUGUUCGAGAAAAGGCUUGCAAAUGGAUUUGCUCAGCAUCAAGUGAUUCAUUGUUCAAAGUUUUGCCAGUUCUUGUUGAAACACUGCGAUAUGAGACAUAUGAUAACAAUGCUGUUUCAUAUCUACUUGUCAAGUUAGGAACGACUGAUUUGAGGUUUAAAGAGGAGAUUAUGUGGCAACUCAAAUGUCGUGUUGAUCACGGAGGCAACUAUGCUUUCUGCAACAGGUGUGAAGUCAUUCUCAACAAACUAUCUACUCCAAGUUCCUUUGUUCAACAAUGUGAAAUUAUUGAUUUCCUUUUCUACGUUCAAAAAAAAGUGAGCGAGUCAUCCGAUCAAGCAAGAGAAAUGAUUUUGAGAAGAGAAAUGUCCAAGUUGAACGAAGCACUCUCUGAUGAGAAAGGCAGCGUCAUCAGUUUGCCACUAGAUCCAUCAUUCAAGUGUGAAGGAAUAGAUAUAGCUAAUUGUAAAGUACUACCUAGUUUCAAUAAACCUCUGAAAAUUCGUUUUCUUGGUGGCGGAUGUUACUAUGAUGUUCUACAUAAAAUGGGAGAUGAUAUUCGACAAGACGCUAUAGUUAUGCAGCUCAUGCAAAUAAUGAGUGAUAUAUGGUUUGAGGAUGGAUUAGAUCUUAGGAUAAUAACAUAUAAAUGUAUACCAGUUGGUAUAAGAAGGGGUCUUAUUCAAAUUGUUCGAAAUUGUGAAACGCUGCAUAGUAUCCAAUCCGGUUGUAAAGGAGUAUUUAAGGAUGAUUCCGUUUUAACCUGGAUUCAAAAAAACAAUCCUAGUGAAUAUGAUUAUGAAAUAGCUAUGGACAACUUCACUCGAUCUUGUGCUGGCUGGUGUGUUGCAACAUACAUAUUGGGAAUAGGUGACCGUCACAAUGAAAAUAUUAUGGUUACAAAGUCAGGACAUGUCUUCCAUAUUGAUUUUGGAAAGUACAUGGGUGAUUGGCAAAAAGCUGCCGGAAUAAGAAGAGAUCGCGUGCCUUUCGUCUUCACAACAGAAAUGUGUUAUGUGAUAAACGGGGGAGCUGCACAAGGAGAGCGCUUCCAAAACUUCAUUGAUUACUGCUGUGAAGCAUUUAACCUACUCAGAGGACGCUAUAUCGAUCUUAUAACUAUCUUAAAAUUGAUGGCAUGCUCUGAUAUUCCAGGAAUCAACUUGGACAGUUUACGUUUCGUAGAAAACAAUUUGUUGUUAGACAUCAGCAGUACGGAUGCAACAAUUCAAUUUACUAAAAUGAUUAAUGAAUCUCUGAAAUCAGCUUUUCCUAAAAUAAACUUUUUCGUUCAUUCAUUGGCUCAAGCAAUGUCUCGAGGAAAUUCCAAGUCUAAGCCUGACACACUUUCAUUCGUUUCUGAAACUUAUACGAAGCAAACAGAUGGCAAAAUUAGAAAAGUAGCUGUUCUUGAUUACGAAAAGAGUUACACCCCAACUAAAGUUUACUUGUACAAGCUGAUGGUGACCAGAGAGAAUGAAAGCAUUUCAAGAAACAUCGUCUCUUCCAUUUUAACAUCAACUACCGCUGCUCUAGGAGACAACACUCAUAUUGAGUCUACAUCAUCCUCUUCCUUCGACAUGGAAGAAGAACUGGCCAAAAUUGCCGAAUCAUGUCUGACACCUCGAGACCACGAGCAACUAUCAGGCAACUUAUUGAGACAAGGUUACGUGCGAAUUUUCAAUCAACAUUUAAUCAGCGAAGCGGAAGAGAUUAUUGGUCUUACGGAGAUGCGCGCUGCUCUCGGAUUUUCGCCUCCAGGGCCUUGGACAAAAUACAGGGAACCAAGUGCAAGCGAACUCACAAGCGCUUCCACUAUUGAGGAAUACUUUAACCUGAAAGAGCCGGGCAGCCCUGAUCGAAGUACCGACAGCUACUUCUUUUUCGAGCAUAAUUUUCCUCCUGUGAUUGCUUUUUUGGACAAACGCUAUCCUAGCAUUCGCGCUAUUUUUAAGCAAAAGUUUAAAGAAAUUUUAAAUCACGAUUUAGGAGGUGUAAUAGACAGGAAAACAGUUGAUCAUUUAAUUGAAGAAUAUUUAAAAAUACUCCUGAAAGUAUCUCGUGCAACUGAUAGAAUGUAUCGUAGAAGCAAUGAAUGCAGAAGGCUCAGUGAAAUGAUGGCUGAAAAAGGGAUGAAAUUGGGCCCUGAGCCUUAG
Auanema sp. JU1783 is the source of this 4437-nucleotide messenger RNA. The record is from the annotation of a GenBank genome assembly. NCBI's taxonomy places the organism in Eukaryota, Metazoa, Nematoda, Chromadorea, Rhabditida, Rhabditidae.